GUCAGUGAGUAUCAAGAGGCUGCAUCCCAGUCUCCUGUCCUCAGGAUCUGGUAACACAGGGAUAACUGGUGCUCCUGCUUCGGCCAGAAGGAGCUUCCAGACCUGCAUUUGGCUUUUCCCAUUUCCCCCCACCCCUUCUCUCAGGUUGUCUGCUGUCCAGUUCUUCACAUGAUGGCCAGCUCUUGGGGUAUCCUUCGCCUCUCUCUGCUCCUUCACUUCGUCUGCUUGUCCCUGGCACAGUUUAGGGGACCUCCAGGAGAACCAGGCCCUCCAGGUCCACCAGGGCUACCAGGGAUCCCAGGAUCAGAUGGCAUUGAUGGCGACAGAGGACCACCAGGAGUAGGACCACUGGGUGCUAAAGGAGAACCAGGACCUCCUGGGCCAGAUGGACUUCCUGGUGAAUCAGGAAUUGAUGGUUUGACAGGUUCUAAAGGAGAUCCAGGACCAGCAGGACGUCCAGGCCCAAAAGGCCAGCCUGGGCUACCAGGGCCACCAGGAAAACCCGGUCCUGGUAUUGCUGGACUUCCUGGUAACCCAGGACCUGUUGGAUUACCAGGAGAAAUAGGAACUAAUGGCCCCAAGGGUAUUAGAGGACCUGUUGGACCAUCAGGACCCCCUGGACCACCCGGCAAACCUGGUCCGUCAGGAAGCAUUCAGGGCUUGGAAGGCAGCGCUGAUUUCCUGUGCCCAACUAACUGUCCAGCUGGACCAAAAGGGCCCCAAGGACUGCAAGGAGUUAAAGGACACAAGGGACGUCCAGGGCCCUUGGGAGAGUCAGGACUUCAAGGAAAGUCUGGUUCAAAGGGCGAUGUUGGUAUUUCGGGAGAACAAGGAAUUCCAGGACCUCCGGGACCUCAGGGAAUACGCGGCUUCCCUGGGCUUGCAGGACCUAAGGGCGAGACGGGUCCUAAUGGAUACAAGGGGAUGAUUGGAUCUGUUGGAGCAGCAGGGAAGCCGGGCGAGGAGGGACCAAAGGGGCCCCCAGGAGAGCCAGGAGAGAAAGGAGACCGGGGAGCUCGUGGUAUUGUUGGACAGAUUGGAGCCAUGGGUCCUAAAGGCAACAAUGGCCUUCCUGGUAUUGAUGGCAAGGAUGGUACUCCUGGUAUUCCUGGAGUGAAGGGUAGCCCUGGAAGAAAUGGAAUUCCAGGAGCUCCUGGUCACCAAGGGUUAGCUGGAUUGCCUGGUCAGCCAGGUUCCAAAGGAGGAGCUGGACAGAAGGGUGAGCCUGGCUCUCGUGGUGAGCCUGGAUUUGCUGGAGCACCCGGAAAGCAGGGUGAGAGGGGCCCACCUGGAGAAGUUGGUCCAAGAGGUAUUGGGGGUCUAAAGGGGGACAGAGGAGAAAGAGGAGCAGUUGGACCAAUUGGGCUGCAAGGGAAAGUAGGUUCAAAGGGCGAGCAGGGACCUCCAGGAAUUCCAGGGCCCCAAGGGAUACCGGGAUUGAAAGGAGACAAGGGAUUCCCAGGAAAGGUUGGAUCUAAGGGUGAGCUGGGGGAUCCUGGAGUUGAAGGAUUGGCUGGAGAGUCAGGAGAAAAGGGUGAAUCAGGUGAACCAGGUCCUAAAGGACAACAAGGUGUUCAUGGAGAGAUGGGGUACAGUGGACCAACAGGUGACCCAGGGCAACCGGGUAUCCAAGGGCUUGCAGGACCACCGGGACCAAGAGGACUCAAUGGAGAGAGGGGUGUCCCUGGGAUGCCUGGACGGCAAGGAGUGCCUGGGCGUGAUGCUGGAGAUCAGCACAUAGUGGAAGUGGUUCUAAAAAUGCUGCAAGAACAACUUGCUUCGGUGGCAGUUAGUGCUCAGCGAGCUGCACUGGGGGGAGCUGGUGUCAUGGGACCUCCUGGACCUCCUGGACCCCCAGGACCCCCUGGUGAACAGGGGCCACAUGGACACCAUGGACCACGUGGUGUACCAGGUAUCAUUGGAGUGAUGGGCCAGAUUGGAAAUACAGGACCUAAAGGAAAGAGAGGAGAGAAAGGAGACAGAGGAGACACUGGACGUGGUCAUCAGGGUCUUCCGGGUCCCCCUGGAAUUCCAGGUCUUCCUGGAAUUCCUGGCCAUGCUCUAGAUGGUAAACAUGGAGAGAGAGGUCCUGAAGGGGCAGCAGGAGAGCCUGGAAGACCAGGAUCUCCUGGACCAUCAGGUCUUCCUGGGUUCUGUGAGGCUGCUGCUUGUCUAGCAGCAUCUGCCUAUGCUCCUGCAUCUUUGACUGAGCCUGGAACCAUCAAAGGUUAAAGAUCAAAAUGUCACCACCAAUUAGUCCUGGAGAUAAACUGAAAGAUGCAAAUUAAAACAAGAAGUUAUCAUUUCCCUACCGCAAGGACCCACACCCCAACCAUCAUCCAUCUUUAAGAGGUCCUUCCGGCAGAGAUGUGUUUAAAUAAAUUAAACUGGAUACUUUGUCAGAAUUGCAGAAGGAACCUAGGAGAGGAUCCUAGACUGUGAACCAACUUGAUCAGCCUUGCUAUGUGCCGACAGCCUCUCUUCCUUUCAAGUCUUGGGUUUCAACAUCAGCCACAUAUCUUCUUCCUCCUCUCUGCAAGGGAUUCCAUACUUUAGUGAUAUUAAUAUAAUUUAACCCUUUGGUAAGCUGCAGAGAACAUUGUUUAUACAUGUGAUGUAUUGCCAAUACAAAAGUCACAGAGUGAAGGCCCAAGACUGCAUGUCUUGGCUAGAAGUCCCCAACAGCUACCUAUGGAAACCAAUUGUGUCUACAGUGGAUAGCCCAUGGCAAGAUAUGAUGAUUGCAAUGUGGUACAGGAGAAAGCAAGACUUACAUCUGAUGUCCUCCAAUAUUGUGUACUGACAAUUGUAUUUUUUAUUUUUGUUAAGUGAUGGAAAAAUAGCAUUAUAAUUUAUAAUGCUUACACUUGUAACAUAAUACAUUUUUAUGGGGUUUGUUUUAUUAUGAAUGGAAUUCUAAACUGCAAAUUUAAAAAUGAUGAUGGCAGAAAAUGCAAAAAGUGUCCAGAAUGUAAGAAAUGAAAAGCCCUUAUUAACAAAACAAUAUAUGCCCCAAAGCUAAUGUCCUUUAUAGCCACUAUCAAGGAAACAGAGGAACAAAUAAAUCUCACCUACAUAUUAAAUAAAAACUGUCAUCACCUUUUUAAAAGGCUUUAUUUAAUACAGUCAAUUAUAAAAUCGCCCUGAUACAUUGAUAAUUUUAUUAUUAAAUGUUUAAUGUUAUUUUUGGUUUCUGCAGCUGUUGGAUGUCUACAAUAAAUUGAUCUGUGAUGGUUCUUCUCAUUCUUAACCAUUAAAGGCUUCUUUUUCAGGUU
Molecule: messenger RNA, 3275 nt
Organism: Bombina bombina (fire-bellied toad)
Lineage: Eukaryota; Metazoa; Chordata; Amphibia; Anura; Bombinatoridae
Gene: COL9A2
Product: collagen type IX alpha 2 chain
Exons: 32
Coding region: 169-2232 (687 amino acids)
Source: RefSeq, a predicted model, not a curated record